This is a messenger RNA of Truncatella angustata, 972 nucleotides long. RefSeq lists its product as uncharacterized. Lineage: Eukaryota; Fungi; Ascomycota; Sordariomycetes; Amphisphaeriales; Sporocadaceae. The transcript is spliced from 2 exons. The record is from RefSeq and is a predicted model, not a curated record. Bases 1 to 972 code for a protein of 323 amino acids.
AUGCUCGAAGACGCCAUCGCGAAGGCUCGCCCCGUCAAUUUCGACCUGCUGGGUCUGUCCAUGACUGAGCAUGUCAAGCCAGCUGUUCGUGGACCCGAGAUGAGAUCCAACCGCUACAGCUUCUUCAAGGAGGUUGAUGCCGCGACUAUGAAAUCGUAUUCUCCAGACCAGAUCGCGAUCGUACUGGAGCAGCGAGAGAAUCUUCGCCGGGUAAUAGAGAAUGAAGAGCGGUCGCCAGCUGCCCUGAAGCGCACUUACUACAUGCCCAGUUCUGGAACCGUAACCAGAACCGCAGCCACCACCGCAGCUACUAUUCCCCCACCUCCUGGCUUCACGGGCCCUCGUGUCGAGAAGCCAUGGGUUCCACUCGAUGAGGACGAGUGUCAGUUCAAGUGUUGCCAUAACUGUCGUCCUACUUGCGAGUCUCGAAGCUACCUGAGCCUCGACGGGAUUCUCAAGGAUGACAUCCCUGCCAGUGCUGCAGUUGGCUUCGGCUUCCAUCUGCAGGGCACGAGGCCUGUGAUAGAUGCGGACAUUGUCAAGAAUAUUGGCUAUCGCCCUGUACCUCUGUCCAGCCCUUCUCGCCACGAGUCUGUCACCCCAGCAUCUUCGUCAAUGUUGAGCAUAUUGGAUGUUAUCGACGAGCAGAUCAUCGAGAUGGCACGUCAAGAUGAAGCAAAGUCCAGCGAGCUCGGCAAGACAACCCGCAAAACUACCGACGCAAACACUGGCGGUAUAAACGGCAGCCUACAGCUUAAUGGAUCGGCCAUCCGACCUUCCUGGGCACCACACACCAUACCUGCUGCAAAUGCACAUGAGGUCAAGUUUGCCAUAAAUGCGAAGCCGACGCACAUGGAGGAACAGGAAGAAGAUGGAUGCUUCCACGAAGAACCCUUGGAAGUUGCCAAUGGUGUUGCUGUCUUGGAGGAAAGCGUUGAGAUGCACGUACCAGAUGUUAUAACACAAAUCUGA